AUGCCCGUGCCUUCGGGAGAUGGGGUCCUGGGCCUCGGACACCCUCACGGUGGCUCCUACAGCCCCCUGAGCCAGCUCCUGCCGGGCCCCCCGGAGCCUCGGUCGGCCAAGGGCCUGUACUACCGCAGGGCCCGGAGGCUGGGCGCGCUGGAGGCCCCCCCGGAGGCGGACCUCAAGAAGGAAGUCCUGGUCAACGUCGGGGGCCGCCGGUUCCUGCUGCCCUGGAGCACGCUGGACGCCUUCCCGCUGAGCCGCCUGAGCCAGCUCCGGUUCUGCCGCAGCCGCGAGGAGAUCGGGCAGCUGUGCGACGACUUCGACGAGGACACGCAGGAGUUCUUCUUCGACAGGAGCCCCAGCGCCUUCGCGGUGAUCGCCAGCUUCCUGGCGGCSGGGAAGCUGGUGCUGCUGCAGGACACGUGCGCGCUGUCCUUCCGGGAGGAGCUGGCCUACUGGGGCAUCGCGGAGGGCAGCCUGGAGCRCUGCUGCCUGCGCAGGCUGCUGGGGAGGCUGGAGGAGGCCGCCGAGCUGCGCCGCGAGGAGGCCCUGCAGCGGCAGCGCGAGGCCGGCCACCCCGCGGGGCGCAGCUCGCGCUGGGGGCUGUGCAUGAGGCAGCUGGGCGACAUGGUGGAGAACCCGCGCUCCGGGCUGCCCGGCAAGGUCUUCGCCUGCCUCUCCGUCCUCUUCGUGGCCACCACGGCCGUCAGCCUGUGCGUCAGCACCAUGCCCGACCUCAGGGCCGAGGAGGACAAGGGCGAAUGUUCUCACAAAUGCUACUACAUCUUCGUGGUGGAGACCAUCUGCGUGGCCUGGUUCUCCCUGGAGUUCUGCCUGCGGUUCGUCCAGGCCCGGAACAAGUGCCAGUUCUUCCAGGGGCCGCUGAACAUCAUCGACAUCCUAGCCAUCUCCCCGUACUACGUGUCGCUGGCCGUGUCCGAGGAGCCCCCGGAGGACGGCGAGAGGCCGCCGAGCAGCAGCUCCUACCUGGAGAAGGUGGGGCUGGUGCUGCGCGUGCUGCGGGCGCUGCGCAUCCUCUACGUGAUGCGCCUGGCRCGCCACUCGCUGGGGCUGCAGACGCUGGGCCUCACGGUGCGGCGCUGUGCGCGGGAGUUCGGGCUGCUGCUCCUCUUCCUGGCMGUGGCGGUCACCCUCUUCUCCCCUCUGGUCUACGUGGCGGAGAAUGAGUCCGGCCGGGUCCUGGAGUUCACCAGCAUUCCCGCUUCCUAUUGGUGGGCCAUCAUCUCCAUGACAACGGUGGGCUACGGGGACAUGGUGCCCCGCAGCGUGCCAGGCCAGAUGGUGGCCCUCAGCAGCAUCCUGAGCGGGAUCCUCAUCAUGGCCUUCCCRGCCACGUCCAUCUUCCACACCUUCUCCCACUCCUACCUGGAGCUCAAGAAGGAGCAGGAGCGGCUGCAGGCCCGCCUCUGCCGCCUCCAACGCGCCAACUCUGCCAGCGAACAUGAGCUCCUCACCGACGUGGACGACCUGAUGCUGGAGGGCCCCGCCUUGCCCAUCCCCCAAGUGUAG
This is a messenger RNA of Urocitellus parryii (Arctic ground squirrel), 1524 nucleotides long. RefSeq names its product potassium voltage-gated channel modifier subfamily G member 4 (gene Kcng4). Gene Ontology annotation, molecular function: delayed rectifier potassium channel activity. The record is from RefSeq and is a predicted model, not a curated record. Gene Ontology annotation, cellular component: voltage-gated potassium channel complex; membrane. Gene Ontology annotation, biological process: action potential; potassium ion transmembrane transport; protein homooligomerization. NCBI's taxonomy places the organism in Eukaryota, Metazoa, Chordata, Mammalia, Rodentia, Sciuridae.